Emericellopsis atlantica is the source of this 1018-nucleotide messenger RNA. RefSeq lists its product as uncharacterized. NCBI's taxonomy places the organism in Eukaryota, Fungi, Ascomycota, Sordariomycetes, Hypocreales, Bionectriaceae. The coding region runs from base 376 to 972 and encodes 198 amino acids. The transcript has 2 exons. The record is from RefSeq and is a predicted model, not a curated record.
AGAUCGAUGAGCCAAGGAUCUGUCGAGCUUGAGAUCUUCAGGGUCUUAUCUAUCGGGGCUGAUAUACAUAUAUAUAAUAUAUUUUAUGUAUUUGUACUGGUACUGAUAAGAGAAGAAAGUGAAGCAGAUAGGGUCGAGACACGCGGCGGCAUGAGGUCAUUGUGCCUACCCCACCGAAAGGAUCACUGGCAUUGCGCCUGGGCUGACGCAGAUCCCCCGUGACCACGAGGCUACGCUGACCGCGAUCGUGGGGGCGGGCAUGCUGCCAGAAGGGAGGAAGGGAGGGUGGGAAGACACACAAUAUGAAGUUGAGCCGCAUUUCCAUCUUUGUGUUCCUCUCAUCGUCCACCAACUGAGUUCAACUCCACCACCGUCAUGUCGCCCUCCGUACUCAACUCCACCGUCGAGACGACCCAAAUCAUCAUCAGGCUCUCCAGCCCUCUCGCCGAGCUCGCCACGCUCACCCCCCUCGUCGAUCUGCUCGCCCUCACAUACGCAGUCACCGUGCCCUCGCCCCUCAAGCAGUCUCGUCUUUCCACGCUCCUGCACACUCUCUCGUCCGACCCAUGCCCAUCUUCCCAGCCCGCGCCGCACAGCGAGGCAGAGAAGCUCAAUUCCUUUAUCCGCUUCCUCUCCCCGGUGCUGAACGGCAUGGCGGGCCUGCGGGACUUUGAGGCGGCCGUCGACCUGCGUGAUGACGACCCGCAGGACUUUCGAGACUUUUGGACGCUGGAGGGGCGCAAUCUGAUAAAGGAAUACGUCGAGGACGGUCAGGUGGGGGGCUCCAGCCCGGGAAGCGAAAAGGUGUUUCUGGAUUCGUUUGUGCGGGAUGUGUCGAGAAGAGUGGCGCUGAGCCAUGAGGGGCGCCUGAUGCUCGUCGAUGGGCACCGCAAGGUUGGGGAGGAGGUGUCUGUGGCGGAGACGAAGCGAGCUGGUUUGUUGAUAUACAGAGAGCAGGGGCUGGAGGGGUGAGGAGGGGCUUUGUUCUCGUCAUGAUGAGUUAUGAGGUACGGCCUGG